CAUUUCCUAAUUAUUAUAUUCUUCUCAGCUAAACUGUUCAAAAUUAUAGAAUUUUGCAUCAUACUUUUGAAAAACCAAGAUGAAUUACCUGAUUCAGCGUGGCAAGAUGCGCCAACAGGCGAUUAAUGUUCCGGAGGGUCUGCCGGAACUUCUAUCAGAUGUAACACGGGAGGUGCUAAGGUGUCAGCCGAAAAAGGAGUGCCUCUGCCAGUUCAUCAUCGACUAUCUGCAUUCGGUGAUCGUGACAAGGGAAAAGGCUAUGGUGGCCAAGACCAUUUUGGACCGCUCUCUACGCCAGGUGGACAGCAUAAUAUCGGACCUGUGUGUCUGCGAUCUCUCCAAGGAGAAGUCCGAGUUGAUGGGCCAGGUACUAGAGGACUGUUUCCGUAACUUCCUCGAGAAACGACGCUGCGAGAUGCGGCGUGGAAAGCAGGCGAUUAACUUCGAGGAUGUGGACAUCCUAGAGGAGCUGCUGCAGAAGUGCAAGUUCACCGACGAGGAGCUGGUCAUGUCACGGCCUGCCAUCGAGAGUGCCUACAAGCGCUUCGUGGACGCCUAUAUGUCCGCCGAACGUGGAGCCGAUGGAACUGAGCUGCUCUACCAGUACUUCCGAGACAGGGAACUAAAGCGCAUCAACGAGGCCACGCGAAACCAGGCAGCCAUCACGAUCCAGGCGGCUUGGCGUGGAUACUGGGUUCGCCUCCAGUUCCCGCAAGAAGUUUGCGUAUGCGUCUGCGCAGCGGAAAAAGAGGACGACGGGGAGGAACAGCGCAGGCAACAUGCUGCGAGCGUUCUUCAGAGGUUCUUCCGCAAGGUUAUGUUGCGCGUGGCUACCAAGCCAAUCGUAGACCCCUGUGCCGAACCAACUGAACCAACUGAAAUGGAGGCUAGCUCUUCACCGGAUACUGCGAAGGAUGGCUAUGAUGACGUAACUCUCUCGACAGUACCGACAACUGCUGCGAUAACUGCCGGACCAACACCAAUGCCAACUGCUCCCGGAACUGUGCCGCCAUCUGCCCAAGGUACUGCUCCGGCCACGGCCAGAACCUCGGCCACCGCUUUAGCAGAGCCAGAAGCUCAUGAUGAGGCUGCGGAAGCUCAGCCAGCGGAGGAAGCUCCUGCAGCAGAGGCGCCUGCGGAUGAAGCAGCACCUGCUCCGGCUGAGGAGGCUGCACCACCGCCAGCAGAAGAGGCUGCACCGGAAGCCGCCGAAGAGCCGGCACCUGCACCACCACCAGAAGAAGCAGCUGCACCGCCACCGCCCGCUGAGGAGCCCGCUCCGGCAGAGGAGGCUGCUCCUCCCGCAGAAGAAGCCCCCGCAGAGGAAGCUCCCGCAGCUGAGUAGAUGAAACCAUGCUGUGUUUAUUAGUUUUCCCUUAGUUGUUAAAUUGAUGUUAUAUGCAAGUGAAUAAACUGAUCGAAAAGGGUUGGA
Messenger RNA from Drosophila mauritiana, 1432 nucleotides. It is a transcript of the gene Rsbp15, whose product is annotated as fibrous sheath CABYR-binding protein. Gene Ontology annotation, molecular function: protein binding. The transcript has 4 exons. Lineage: Eukaryota; Metazoa; Arthropoda; Insecta; Diptera; Drosophilidae. The coding region runs from base 80 to 1345 and encodes 421 amino acids. The record is from RefSeq and is a predicted model, not a curated record.